Molecule: messenger RNA, 864 nt
Organism: Capronia epimyces CBS 606.96
Lineage: Eukaryota; Fungi; Ascomycota; Eurotiomycetes; Chaetothyriales; Herpotrichiellaceae
Exons: 1
Coding region: 1-864 (287 amino acids)
Biological process (GO): triglyceride catabolic process; phosphatidic acid biosynthetic process
Cellular component (GO): endoplasmic reticulum; lipid droplet
Molecular function (GO): acylglycerone-phosphate reductase (NADP+) activity; triacylglycerol lipase activity
Source: RefSeq, a predicted model, not a curated record
AUGUCCACGCCCAAGAAAUCCGUCCUCAUCACCGGCUGCUCGGACGGGGGCCUGGGAGCGGCGCUCGCCAUCGCCUUCCACCAAGCCGGGCUGCAUGUCUAUGCCACAGCUCGAAACCCGGCCCGAUUGACCGAGGUGCAGUCUCACGGGAUCGAAACGUUGACGCUGGACGUCUUGUCCGACUCGUCCAUCGCGGCCUGUGUGGCCCAAGUCGCCAGGCUCGACAUACUGGUCAACAACGCCGGCGCCUUGUACAGUAUGCCGGUGUCGGAUCUCUCGAUGGUCCAGGCGAAGAAGCUGUUCGACCUCAACGUGUGGUCGUAUCUGGCCGUGACCCAGGCCUUCCUGCCGCUCCUGCUGGAGUCCAAGGGGGUGAUUGUCAACCAGACCUCGAGCGCCGGGGUGCUCAACGUGCCCUUUCAAGCCACGUACAAUGCGUCCAAGGCGGCCAUGUCCAUGUUUUCCCACACCAUGCGGCUGGAGCUGGAGCCGUUCGGUGUCAGAGUGGUCGAUCUGAAGACUUCCGCGGUCGUAUCACGCGGCCUCACCAACUAUCGCGAUCUCGAUCGCGACAUCUCCAACACGCCCGCCCCCGUCCUGCCCAAAGGCUCCAUCUACGAGCCGGCUCGCGAAGUGGUCGAGAGGUCGAUGCGCUGUGAGUACACCACCCCCGAAGUCACGGCCGAGCAGUGGGCGUCGCAGGUGGUGCCAGAGCUGUUGAAGACCAACCCGCCGUCCAAUGUCUGGGCCGGCACCAAGGCCAGGAUGGUGCGGCUGUUGGCCAUGCUGCCGGCGGGAGUCAUGGACGGGAUGAUGAGGAAGAUGACCGGGCUCGAUGUUGUGAAACGAAUGGUCGGCAUGUGA